AUGCAGGCACUCACGCAUUCAGGACGCAUCAAGCGCAUCAGGAUCAUUCAGGCAGGCACAACGAGUAUCAUCGAAGGCAAAGAGGUUGUCUGGCAGGACGAGGCAGACUCCACACUAACAGAAGGAAUAGAUUUCGAGAACAACGGGCUGGUGAUCCGAACCGCCGGGCAGUACUUUGUCUACACCCAGGUGGUCUUUCAUGGCAGAAGCUGCCAGGAGAAACCCACCUACCUGAGCCACAACAUCUCCUCGCUCUCGGCCAGCUACCCAGAUGAGAACCUGCUCCUGAAGGCCAUCAAGUCCGUCUGCGAAUACGGCCCUCACGGCGAACCAUGGUACAAGACAUCCUACCAGGGAGCCAUCUUCCACUUCCUGGAGGGAGACCAGAUCUACUCCAGGGUUACUGAGAAGGUGGUGAGCUUUGUGGACAUUGCUCAUGGGAAAACCUUCUUUGGUAUAUUCGCCUUGUGAGGAACCCAGAUAAGAGCAACUAGGUGCGAUGUUUCGACUGAAACAACAGUUUGAAUGGCAGUGCUGGCUCGAAGGGCCGAAUGGCCUACUCCUGCACCUAUUGUCUAUUGUCUAUUGUCAAACACACAAUGGGGCACAUUGUCCUAUACAGUAGCCUUUUGGGCAUUCAAUGCUUGGUUUAAGUCCAAUAUAAGCAGGUUUUUCUGUUUAAUGGUUAAAUGUUAAUUUGUAUUAAAUUCGUUUUUUGUUCUUGUUGUAACAGGUAUUCUUUAGGGUAAUUACGCAGAUAGUUCUAAUAUCUUCUUCUUGCGUA
Molecule: messenger RNA, 784 nt
Organism: Amblyraja radiata (thorny skate)
Lineage: Eukaryota; Metazoa; Chordata; Chondrichthyes; Rajiformes; Rajidae
Product: tumor necrosis factor-like
Exons: 2
Coding region: 1-471 (156 amino acids)
Biological process (GO): immune response
Cellular component (GO): membrane
Molecular function (GO): tumor necrosis factor receptor binding
Source: RefSeq, a predicted model, not a curated record